AACAAACAAAGAAGAAGAACACUUCUCUACGUGCUCUACCAUAAAGAAAAAAAUCCUCUUCUCAUGCAUCGGAUGUGUUGACUGCUGUGACAAUGGUGGAACAAGAGAACAAGAGGUCUGUUGAACGCAACAUUGUGCACUGUUUGCGGUGCCACAAGCCACAGGAGAGCCUCCCUGUUCACCUGGCCAGGGUGUGCAUGAAAAAAAGCACAGCAGAGGAGAGAUCGGAUGAGGUGCAGAAGGCCAAGGCUUCCAGCAGAGAGUGGAUCCGGAAGAACAGGACCUGGAAUUACGAGCAGCUCCGUGAGCUCCUGCCUGACAGACGCUCUCGGAUCACCAUGGUCAAGGAGCUUCUUCGCCGUGGUUUCUUCAUCAGGAACCAGCACGAGGAGUCCGACAUGGUCUUGGACCCUGAAGGUGACUCGGCCUCUGUUGAUGCUGCCACCACCACCGCCGAAUCCUCCGGAGAUCCUCAAACCAUAUCCCAUUGUGUAAGGAUAAAGAUGAAGGAGGUGGGUCUGCAUGACAAGUUCCCUGCUCGGGCCAAGCUCCUGGUGGGCUUUAAAAAGUACCUGACUGUGUCAAGGAAGGUCCCCAAGUGGCAACAGGAGGUUGACAACGUGUCACGUUUCCUUCGGUACUUGCAGCCCACUGGGAGUGAGCUGUCAUACUCAGCUGUACGGUUAACGCCGGACACCGCUGACACAUUUUUGUCAACUCUUGCCCACCCCAUCUUUGUUGACAACGUGUCACGUUUCCUUCGGUACUUGCAGCCCACUGGGAGUGAGCUGUCUCUGGACUUCCUGUCAAAAAGCAGAGAGACCCGGGACUUUCUGACGGCCCUGAAGCGCACUGACAUGUCUUUAGCCAGCAUCCACAAUUACAUCAAGAGCAUGAAAAGGUUCUUAGAGUACUUGACACCAAGGCUGGACAUUAAAAAAAGAGACCCGCAGCUGCGGACCAACUGCCAGAGAUACACUAACAUGCUGAAGACCCUGCGGAAGACUGUACUCAAGAGACGUGAUGACAAGACGUGUGACCCGAGACCUGAUGGCACUCCCUACAUUAAAGAUUGCCAGAAGAUUUUGAGAGUGGCAAAGCCAGACUUCCUCAGGAUCCAUGAGAAUCUGCUUAUUGGCAAAGUGGUCUCAAAUAAAGAGAAGACGCUGUACCGCUAUUACUGCGAGGCGCUCUUGGUCUUCCGUCACAUGCAGAGUCCAGGAGCUGUGGAAGGCUUGACAGAUGCAGACUGGGUAGAUAGGAUUGCACAAGGUGGCAGGGUGGUGAUUGGCGUAAGGAAGGAGAAAAUGUGCUUUCAGCUGUACUACAAGGAGAUCAGGCCUAAGAACAUUGGGCUCAAAAAAUUCUGCCAAAGUUUUUUUACUUCUACGUCCGGCGAGGCUGUUCACAGUGUCUCACAAGACAUGACUCGCCUCCAUGAAAUGUAUAAGCUGACCCCUUUCAGGAGUUAUGAUGUACGGAGGGCCGUUGAGAACGCUGCAGAAAAGCUACCAGCGCACCAACAUAAGGCCGUGAAUCAUUACCUGGCCCAUAGAACUAGUGCGGACAGAAGGCCACAGCCUCAGGAUAUUGUGGAUGCAGCUAUGCUGCUGGACUCCUUGAAGGGCACUUCUUCAGAUGAUGACACCUCCUUGGCUGAACUGAGUACUGCUGGAACCAGCAAGGAGCAACACGCUUCGCGGAACGACUUCUCUGCCUUUCUGGCCAGGUUUCCGGUUUCGUUGGAGGGCCAGCCACCGACCAAAAAGCGGCGGGUCAAUUCAGGGUUUCCUAAAGACCGUGUCUUUUACGACAGGUGGAGAGCCACCCAGUAUACCCAGAGAGAGGAAUAUCUGCUGUCACAAUUCACACACCACAAGCCUUCUGCCUCAAAGGUGGCAAGGCUGAUUGCGCAGGAGGGGUGGAAGGCCAACUAUCCAAAGCCAGAAAAAAUCGAACGGCUGUGGAAACCAGCGCCCACAGGCACCAUUGAGGCAGAUGAGGUUAUAAUAAAAUGUGUGUCUGAGCAGGCCUGGACAGGCCUGGUCGUCAAGGACUUUGGAGCUGAGGAGGGUCUAGGGGUGGUCGCAACCCGACCGUUUUCUAAAGGCGACAUUGUGUGCGAUUACCACGGAAAGGUAAUCAGAGCAGCCGAAGGGAUGGCCAUGAUGGAGGGACUUCAUGACCAGGCCAGGUACCUCUUCUUCUUCAAAGCUGGACAGAGAGACCUGUGCAUUGAUGCAAAGACUGGCUGCGAUUGCCACAGAGACACAGUUGGCCGAAGAAUUAAAUGUUGUUCUAAGAGGCCCAACCUGGAGCCCCUUCACUGUGUGAUGAAGGUAAACGGAGAGGACAAGGAUGUCAUCCUCUUCAAGGCGCUGCAGGACAUCAGCAUCGACACACAAUUAAAAUUUUACUCUGGAGUAAUAAGAAAGUCUUUCCUUGGCCUGGACCUGGACUGGCUGGAUGAGUAGGCCAGGUCCACAGAUCCAUGAUCUGCUUCUCCACUGGCAGGCCAGUGCGAGCCAGUGCUUUCAACGGGCUGGUGGGACAAAUAGCCUUGGACCAGUAGCACCAAGCCCAAACUCAGGCUGCGUUUCCACUGUCGGACCAGUGCUUAAUCAAAAUGUCCUCAACACGCCUCUCUGGAAUAACAGCACGCAACCUCAUCAUCUCACCAACAAGACGUUUUCUCACAUUGGAAACUAGCAAGAUUGCAAAACGGAACAUAAAUUGUUUGAAUUUUUUGGGUUUUUUUUACUUAUAGAAUUAAAACCCAAGCAACAAUGUUUUACCACAGUUCUACAAUAAAAACAAUGAUACAAUGAUAAUUCAUUUGUGCCAGGACUGCUC
Messenger RNA from Sinocyclocheilus anshuiensis, 2853 nucleotides. RefSeq lists its product as uncharacterized. The coding region runs from base 93 to 2474 and encodes 793 amino acids. The record is from RefSeq and is a predicted model, not a curated record. Gene Ontology annotation, molecular function: protein binding. The transcript has 12 exons. Lineage: Eukaryota; Metazoa; Chordata; Actinopteri; Cypriniformes; Cyprinidae.